AUGGGCACAAAAGAGUGCGCAAGCACCCCAACCUCGCCCCCACUCUCAAGCGCAAUUCCUCCGUCAUACAACGAUGUGAGCGGCGCAGUCGUCAUUGGCGCCGACGGCAAGCCUCACUUUCUAUCCGCAGAAGAAGAAGUAGACCGGCGAUUGCGACUGGAACAAGCAGUCCGCGAAAAGAUGCUAGGGCUACCACGAACAACGCAAUUCGAAUGGCCACAAGGUACAUCAACCGAGCAAUUACCGGCCUAUUCACCACGGGAAGAGAAGAUAUGA
This is a messenger RNA of Penicillium canescens, 276 nucleotides long. RefSeq lists its product as uncharacterized. The record is from RefSeq and is a predicted model, not a curated record. Lineage: Eukaryota; Fungi; Ascomycota; Eurotiomycetes; Eurotiales; Aspergillaceae. The coding region runs from base 1 to 276 and encodes 91 amino acids. The transcript has a single exon.